AGCUCUAGUUAAGGAUUAAGUCACAAUCCCACCUCUAAUAUCAACAUCUUCUAUCUAUCUAUAUAUAUAUUAAGAAAAUUAUAAAUAUAAUUAAUAUCAUCAUGGUGAAGAUCAAAUACCUUGUUUGGCUCUUCUUCAUAAUUAUGAUCAUUGCUUCUUCAUGCAAAUCUGAUGAUCAAGAUCAGAACAAACAACACAAGUAUGAUGAUGAGAAUGGUUCUGAAUUAUCAAGAAGAGAAAACUACUACAACCAUAUUCAUGGUGAUGGUAAAUUGAGUACUAUUAGAAAAGCAAAGGCAGUGUAUGGUGGAUCUAAUGACCUUGUGAGGCGCCCUAAGAACAGCCAAAGUGCACCAUUAAUAAUUUCAAGCCCUAAACAACUCUUUCUUCUUGGAUUUCUUCCCUGUCUUAUAAUGUUCUUUCCACUAAUUUGAGACUAGCUUUUUGGGAUUAUACAUACAUAUAUAUUAUGUGUAUAUGUACUUUUAUGAUCACUUUGAAAAUUUGUAUGAUGAAAGUUGUCCUUUCCCUUGUUCUACACUUUUUUAUUAAUUGCUUAUAGUUUCAUGCAAC
Messenger RNA from Cannabis sativa, 573 nucleotides. RefSeq lists its product as uncharacterized. Lineage: Eukaryota; Viridiplantae; Streptophyta; Magnoliopsida; Rosales; Cannabaceae. The transcript has 2 exons. The coding region runs from base 102 to 434 and encodes 110 amino acids. The record is from RefSeq and is a predicted model, not a curated record.